Mytilus trossulus (common blue mussel) is the source of this 3147-nucleotide messenger RNA. Its product is annotated as ankyrin repeat domain-containing protein 50-like. Gene Ontology annotation, molecular function: protein binding. The coding region runs from base 512 to 2956 and encodes 814 amino acids. The record is from RefSeq and is a predicted model, not a curated record. The transcript has 3 exons. NCBI's taxonomy places the organism in Eukaryota, Metazoa, Mollusca, Bivalvia, Mytilida, Mytilidae.
UGAUUUGCUUGAUCAGAAAUUUGACAUAUGUUACUCAGCCAAUCAAUGGCUUUGACAGACUUCCACUACCAUUGGAGACAACUCCAGGACCUGAUCUAGCAAGAAUUAAAUGGUACAGGAAUAUAUUAGCUCAUCAUGAUAGUAACACAAUGGCCACUGUUGAUUUCAAUACAGCAUGGAGUAAUAUAUCUGAUGCAGUAAGUAGGUUGGGUGGUCAGCCAAUGAAUCAAGAGUGCCAAAAUUUAAAGGUGAAAAUCUUAGAUCAGUCAAAUCAGGAAAUCAUGCUGGAAAUCAAACAAUCACAGGAAAAGAUAAAAGAUUUCGGACAAACAGUGGAUAUUUUGGGGACGAAGCACUCAGAAGUGACGGAAAAUCUGAGGAAGUUACAAGUUUCCCACAUUACUUUACAGACUGAAUAUACGGAAGUCACAGAACUUUUGAAAGACCCAAUAGCGUGGAACAUCAGAGGUCAAAUUAAAGAGGAUUAGAAACUUGGAAAGAAGAUGACAAAAUGUUUAUAGAAACAAAUGGAGCAAUAAGUGUAUUAAAAUGUAUCAAAGAAAAUGGUUGUGUUGUUGUCACUGGAAGUUCGGGAACAGGAAAAUCAUCAUUGAUGCGUCAUGUUGCUCUACGAAUGCAAGAAGAAGGCUAUGUAAUUUUACCGGUAACAAACCCUGGAAAAAUUAUCAAGUGGUACAAUCCAAGUGAAAAGAUCCUGUUUGUUGUUGAUGACUUUUGUGGAACAUAUACCAUAAAUCCUAUGAAGUUAGAAAGCUGGAAAAAUCUGAUGGAAAAAAUCAAAACAUUAAUAGAAAAAAAAACAGUCAAGCUAAUCAUGUCUUGUAGACUUCAGGUUUUUAAGGAUGAAAAAAUGAAGUCUUUAUCUUUUAAUCAGUCCUGUGAAUGUAAUCUUUUGUCAGAAGAUAAACACUUAUCAGAAACAGAAAAACAAUCUAUUGCUGAACUUUACUUGAAAUCAAACGCGUCUAAGAUCAAGAAAUUUUAUGACAUGUUUGACUGUUUUCCUCUUUUAUGUCAAUUGUACAGCAAAAACAAAAAUCUGGUAAUAGAAGAUUUCUUUAAGAAUCCAUUUACAGUUUACAAAGAAGAGAUAGAUAAAUUACAAACAGAGGGAGCACAUGUCAAAUACUGUGCACUUGCUCUAUGUGUCAUGUUUAACAAUUGUUUAAAAGAAGAAUGGCUCACAAAAGAUGUCGAUAAAGAUAUCAAAACAAUUAUAAAGAACACAUAUGAAGCCUGUAAAGUAGUAAAAGGAACAUCUCGAUUGGUUCUUCGUGAUGAGCUGGAUUCACUUACUCAUACAUUUAUCAGAAAGGAUGGUGAUUCAUACAGAACUAUUCAUGACAAGCUGUUUGACUUUCUUGCUUUUUACUUUGGCAGUGUGAUGAUUUAUUGUUUAAUUAAUAAUGCUUCAAGUGAUUUUAUUCGUGAAAGGUUUGUUUUUGAAAAAAAAGACAAAAGAGAUAAAUUUUUAAUAGAUGUAUCAGAAAGAUAUCAACAAAUGUAUAUAAAUAGAUUGAUAGAUGACUGGUUUAGACGAAAUAUAGUAGAUGUCUUCUGUAACAUCAAUAUGGAUGAUCAAAUCUUCAGACAAAGAUUCCUUGUACAUAUAAAAGGUUUAGAAAUAUCAAAACAGAAACAAUUAACAAGUCUAUAUAACACACACAACAAUAGCACUCCAUUGAUACAGUGUUGUUAUAUAGGAGAUAUUGAUCUGGUUGCAUGGUGCUUAUAUCAUUGUUACAGUAAUGUAAACCAUUGUCGUGAUAAUGGAACAUCACCUCUGUACCUUGCUUGUCAGGAAGGACAUACUGAAGUAGUAAAUAUGUUUCACAAUAAGGCUGACAUUAAUAAGUGUAGAGAUAAUGGAUCAUCACCUCUGUACAUUGCUUGUCAGGAAGGACAUACUGAAGUAGUAAAGAUGUUAAUAAACAAUAAGGCUGACAUUAAUAAGUGUAAAGAUACUGGAUCAUCACCUCUGUUCAUUGCUUGUCAGGAAGGACACACUGAAGUAGUACAUAUGUUAAUAAACAAUCAGGCUGACAUUAAUAAGUGCAGAGAUAGUGAUGGAAUAUCACCUCUGUUCUUUGCUUGUCAGGAAGGACAUACUGAAGUAGUACAUUUGUUAAUAAACAAUAAGGUUGACAUCAAUAAGUGUAAUAAUGAAGAAGCAUCACCUCUGUGUAUAGCUUGUAAGAAAGGACAUACUGAAGUAGUACAGAUGUUAAUAAACAAUAAGGCUGACAUUAAUAAGUGUAAAGAUAUUGGUGCAUCACCUCUGUUCAUUGCUUGUCAAGAAGGACAUACUGAAGUAGUACAUAUGUUAAUAAACAAUAAGGCUGACAUUAAUAAGUGCAUAUAUACUGGAGCAUCACCUCUGUUCAUUGCUUGUCAGGAAGGACAUACUGAAGUAUUACAGAUGUUAAUUGACAAUAAGGCUGACAUCAAUAAGUGUAGAGAUAAUGAUGGAAUAUCACCUCUGUUCUUUGCUUGUCAGGAAGGACAUACUGAAGUAUUACAGAUGUUAAUAAACAAUAAGGCUGACAUUAAUAAGUGUAGAGAUACUGGAUCUUCACCUCUGUUCAUUGCUUGUCAGGAAGGACAUACUGAAGUAGUACAGAUGUUAAUUGACAAUAAGGCUGACAUUAAUAAGUGUAAAGAUGCUGGAAUAUCACCUCUGUUCAUAGCAUGUAAGGAAGGACACGCCAAAAUAGUACAGUUGUUGAUGAACAAUAAGGCUGACAUUAAUAAGUGUGUGAAAUCAGGAGAAUCCCCUUUAUUGAUAGCAUGCUAUACAGGUCAUAUGGAGAUUGUUGAAUUGUUAUUAUCACGUAAAGCAGAUUGUAAUGUUAAAUGGAGUGGACUUACACCACUAGAUAUCGCAAGAAGAGAAAAUCAUACCAAUAUUAUACAUUUAUUACAAAAACAAAAGUAAUAUACAUUAGAAGAUAGGCGAACAUUGAAAAUUAAUAAAACUAUUCUGCUAAUUAUAUGGUUAAACACAAAGGGCUGUCGUCAUUAGAUAUAACUGCUAGCUAGAGGAGAAGUUGAUACCAAUGUUGUUUGUUUACUAAAAGGAUAAAAAAAAAAUGGGAUGUGUAUACUAAACAGCAUUAUGAUUUUACA